Molecule: messenger RNA, 677 nt
Organism: Rotaria sp. Silwood1
Lineage: Eukaryota; Metazoa; Rotifera; Eurotatoria; Philodinida; Philodinidae
Source: the annotation of a GenBank genome assembly
ACAAAAUUAAUUUAAGAAAUUUUGCUAAACCAAAAAUAGCAUAUCGUAUAAUUAUUAUCGUUACUAUUUUUUGGUCAAUUAUUUGUUCUCAUCGACUUAUAUUUUAUGAAAUAAAAGAAAAGCUCUGUGGCAUUGUAAAUAAUAUGGCAGCAGCACUUUAUCAUGGACUUUAUGUAAUUAUUGGAGGUGGUAUAAUUCCAGUAAUAAUUAUGGUUACAACUGCAUGGCUUAUUCGUCAAAACCUUGUACAUAGACAUGAAAGACGAACACAACUAUCGUUAGGUGAUAAUCAACGAAAUGCACUCGAUCAACAAGUUCUUCGUAUAUUAUUCACGCAAAUUAUAUGUUAUAUUAUAUUUACAACUCCCCAAUUAUGUAAUUUAAUGUUUAUUACAAUCUCAACCACGCUUCCUGAUCAAUCAAAUGAAGACAUAGCUAUUAAAGCAUUUCUUACUUUUCUAGCAGAGUUAAUGCUUUAUUUAUUUCCAGUGACAUCAUUUUAUUUAUAUACACUUACAUCUCGUACAUUUCGUAAAGAAUUAAUCAAAUUUUUUCGUUCAAUAUUUUGUCGGAAUGAUAGAAUUACACCAAUAUCAACUGCUUCGAUUCCUCAUCAUCGUAUGGAAAAUAAGGAAACAAUUACGAAUCUAACUGCAAUACCAACAAACAAGCAAUAA